Owenia fusiformis is the source of this 3891-nucleotide messenger RNA. NCBI's taxonomy places the organism in Eukaryota, Metazoa, Annelida, Polychaeta, Sabellida, Oweniidae. The record is from the annotation of a GenBank genome assembly.
CCUCAACAGAAAUGAGGACUAUAGGUCAAAAGGAUUUGGUUGUUCCAACUGAGAAUCCAGUAACUAUAUCAGACACAAUGGCAUCUAUCAAACCAAGUGCAGAUUCUAAAACUCCAAAUGAAUCUACAACACAAUCUGCAGUGGUUGAGUCAGCAAAAUCUGAAUGGAUUGUGCCAGCACAAUCUGAUACACAAUCAGGAAUAACAACCCAAAAUAUACUGGCUAAGCUACAAAAUAUAACACAAUCAACAGUGUCUCUCAAACCAGAGACAACAACAAUCCAAAAUGAUGAAUAUAAGAAAACAACAAAUGGAAGUCCAAAUACCAACAAUACAACACAAUCUCAUCUAAUGGACAGGAGCACAGGAUCAUCAAAUACAUCAAAACAUAACAGUGACAUCACAACUGAAGAAGCUGAAUAUCAUCAAACAAGUGAAUCAAGAUUCAACACUAGUGAUUCCAGCACCCUAGCUACCUCAACAACAAGUGAUGGAAUAUCUACUCCUCAUAUAGCAAGAACAACAACAAAUACAGAAGAUAAAACAACUCAAAAUAGAGCAAUUGCAGCAAUUGAUAAUCAAAAUAUAACAGAAGGAUCUCUAAUAUCAAGUGGAACUACAAUGAAUGUAGAAAUAACUAAAAUGGAUGGAACAAACAUUGAGCCAACUGCUGUAUCAAGUGAACAAACUACUGUAACAUCAGAACCAACUAAUUUGAUAACUGAAUCAACUAAUGUGACAAGUAAUCAAACAAAUGCAACAACUGAACCAACUAAUGUGACAAGUAAUCAAACAAAUGCAACAACUGAACCAACUAAUGUGACAAGUAAUCAAACAAAUGCAACAACUGAACCAACUAAUGUGACAAGUAAUCAAACAAAUGCAACAACUGAACCAACUAAUGUGACAAGUAAUCAAACAAAUGCAACAACUGAACCAACUAAUGUGACAAGUAAUCAAACAAAUGCAACAACUGAACCAACUAAUGUGACAAGUAAUCAAACAAAUGCAACAACUGAACCAACUAAUGUGACAAGUAAUCAAACAAAUGCAACAACUGAACCAACUAAUGUGACAAGUAAUCAAACAAAUGCAACAACUGAACCAACUAACAUGAUGACUGAACUAACUAAUGAAAUGACUGAACCAAUGGAUGUUACAGCUAAAACAAAUAAUAUGACAACUGAACCAAUUGAUGUUGCAACUAAACCAGACAAUGUAACAGGUGUACCAACUAAUGUAACAACUGACCUAAUUACUAUUAUGAUGGAACCAACUAAUGCUACAACUAAACCAUCUGCUGUGACAACUGAACCAAUUACAGUAACAGCUGAACCUUUUGAUGUGACAAUUGAACCAACUGCCAUGACAACUGAACCAACUAUAGUGGCAACUGAACCAACUAAUAUAACAACUAAACCAACAACUAUUGCAACAACUACUAAACCAGCUAAUGUGACAGCUGAACAGUCAUCUCUGACAGUUAAAUUGAGUAUUGUGACAACAGAAUCAACUACUUUGACAACUGAACCAACUAAUAUGACAACUGAAGCAACUGAUGUGACAACUGAAGCAACUGAUGUGACAACUGAAGCAACUAAUGUGACAACUGAACUAACUAUUGUGACAACUGAGCCAGCUAGAGUUAUGACUGAACCAGCUACUUUGAUAGCUGAACAAACCAGUGUGACAACUGAACCAAAUGUAACAGUUAAACCAACUAAAGUGACUGUACCAACUGGUGUGACAAUUGAGUCAAUUGAUUUAACAACUGAAUCAAGUAAUGCCACUGCUAAAUCAACAUAUUUGACAAUGGAACCAACUAUAAAAAUUAAGGAAACUAAACUGCCAACUUUGCCAAUUUAUGUGACAACUCAAGCAAUUGAUGUAACAACUGAACAAACUUAUGUGAAAAAUGAAUCAACUUCUUUGACAACUGUUCGAACUAAUGCCACAACUAAAUCAACUUAUAUGCCAUCAGAAUCAACUUUUAUGACAACUUCCCCAACUGAUGUGACAACUGAAUCUACUUAUGAGACAUUUGAACCAACAUCUGCAACAACUGGUCUAACUAGUUUGACAAAUGAAUCAACCAAUGUUACAGCUGAACCAACUAAUGUGACAACUAAACUAAUCAAUGUGAUAACAGCAGAACCAACCAACAUGAUAACUGAACCAAAUAAUUUGACAACUGAACCAACUAAUAUGGCAAGUGAACCAAAUAAUUUGACAACUGAACCAACUAAUAUGGCAAGUGAACCAAAUAAUUUGACAACUAAACCAACUAAUAUGGCAAGUGAACCAAAUGAUGGGACAACUGAAUCAACUUAUAAGACAUCCUCUGAAUCAAUUGCUAUGACAACUGCUCCAACUAAUUUGACAACUGAACUCACUAAUGUGACAACUGAAUCAACCAAUGUAACAACUGCAACUGAAUCAACUGAUGUAACAACCGAACCUAUCAAUGUGAUAACUGAAUCAACCGUUGUGACAACUGAAUCAACUAAUGUAACAACCGAACCUAUCAAUGUGAUACCUGAAUCAACUGUUGUGACAACUGAAUCAACUAAUGUAACAACUGCAACUGAAUCAACUAAUGUAACAACCCAAACAAUCAACGUGACAACUGAAUCAACUGUUGUGACAACUGAAUCAACUAAUGUAACAACUGAACCAAUCAAUGUGAUACCUGAAUCAAGUGUUAUGAAAACUGAAUCAACAAAUGUGACAAGUGAACCAACUAAUGUAACAACUGAACCAAAUAAUAGGACAACUGAAUCAACUUAUAUGACAUCAUCUGAAUCAAUUGCUAUGACAACUGCUCCAACUAAUUUGACAACUGAACUACCCCAUGUGACAACUGAAUCAACUAAUGUAACAACUGCAACUAAAUCAACUAAUGUAGCAACUGAACCAAUCACUAUGAUAACUGAAACAACUGUUGUAAUAACUGAAUCAACAAAUGUGACAACUGAACCAAAUAAUGGGACAACUGAAUCAACUUAUAUGACAUCAUCUGAAUCAAUUGCUAUGACAACUGCUCCAACUAAUUUGACAACUGAACUCACUAAUGUGACAACUGAAUCAACUAAUGUAACGACUGAACCAAUCAAUGUGAUAACUGAACCAAAUAAUUUGACAACUGAACCAAAUAAUGGGACAUCUGAACCAAUUGGUAUGAGAACUACUCCAACUAACAUAACAACUGAAUCAACUGUUGUGACAACUGAAUCAACUAAUGUAACAACUGCAACUGAAUCAACUAAUGUAACAACUGAACCAAUCAAUAAGAUAACUGAAUCAACUGUUGUGAUAACAACCAAACCAAUCAAUGUGACAACCGAAUCAAGUGUUAUGACAACUGAAUCAACAAAUGUGACAAGUGAACCAACUAAUGUAACAACUGAACCAAAUAAUAGGACAACUGAAUCAACCUAUAUGACAUCAUCUGAAUCAAUUGCUAUGACAACUGCUCCAACUAAUUUGACAACUGAACUCACAGUGACAACUGAAUCAACUAAUGUAACAGCUGCAACUGAAUCAACUAAUGUAACAACUGAACCAAUCAAUUUGACAACUGAAUCAACUGUUGUGACAAAUGAACCAAAUAAUGGGACAUCUGAAUCAACCUAUAUGACAUCUGAACUAAUUGCUAUGACAACUGCUCAAACUAAUGUGACAACUGAACCAAAUAAUUUGAAAACUGAACCGAAUAAUUUGACAACUGAACCGAAUAAUUUGACAACUGAACCAAAUAAUGGGACAUCUGAACAAGCUUAUGUGACAACUGAACCAACUAAUGUGACAACUCCUUUAAAUAAUAUGACAACUAAACCAAUACACCUGACAACCAAAUCAACUAAUGUGACAACUGAAUCAAAUUAUGUGACAA